Molecule: messenger RNA, 825 nt
Organism: Alternaria atra
Lineage: Eukaryota; Fungi; Ascomycota; Dothideomycetes; Pleosporales; Pleosporaceae
Exons: 5
Coding region: 1-825 (274 amino acids)
Source: RefSeq, a predicted model, not a curated record
AUGUCCAGCCCUAGCCAGAACCCGAACGCCUUGAUGCUGCUUGUGCAGCAGCUCCAGCAGGAGCUCCAGAACCAGCGAUCUGAGAUUAUCUCCCUACGCGAAAGCGUAGCCCAGCUGCAGAACCAGAUCCACCUGUCCCAGAACGCUGCUCAGACGCGAGCCCGAGUACGCUUACCAGACCCACCUAAAUUUGACGGUAAGCCGCACACGCUGCGCACUUGGCUACCAUCUAUCAGAGCCAAGCUCCGAUCAGACCAGCUCGAUGGAGCAGACGCCUUCGAUUACGUUUGGGACCGCCUUGAACAGCCUCAACAGGCUUCUAUCCUACACCUCCGCGAGCAAUCUGAAGAGGAUUCAGAUUGGGAUCCAGAACAGAUAUUUUCUCUUGAGAAGGAACAGCUUAAGAAAGACGAAGAUCUGAUUGUCAGAAUGAGAGAUCACUUGACACUGAUGCGAGAGGUUGUGGAUGGUACAAAGCGAAGAAAUGACUACUUGAAGGAGUCGAUACAAGUACAAGUCCAAAUGGUAUAUGCUCUUCUGGCGCAGCAAGAUAAUGCGCUGAACCACCGUUACGGAGCUGAUAUGCGGGUCAUUGCCGCUGUCACGCUUCUCUUCCUUCCUGGUACUUUCGUCGCCACGCUUUUCAGUCCGGGGAACCAAGGCCCCAAGGUAUCAUCAUGGGUCUGGCUUUACUGGGUCGUUACUGAAGCACCCCCAGAGCACGCUGAACGACUCGGUGACCGGCUUGCCGAGGGCAUUGAUUUUGGCUUCAUCCCUCAGGGCUUGCAGCAUGCCAUCAAGAACGACCUGGAAGUGGGCCGCUAA